UCGCGCGUAAAGUUGUGUUGACAGGAGUGGUAGGAGUUGUCAGCGGAACAGAAGCAGCCAGCAUCAGCGGAGCCGAAUGGAGUAAUCACAAAAAUAUUAUUCGACACAACUUUUCUGUUACCAUUUAGAAGCAUUGUUUACACAGUUCUCACAACAACACCAUGGCAGACGACCAGUCCUCUCAACCGUGGUCAAUCGAUAGGGAUGACUACGAACUCAAUGAGGUGAUAGGGAGUGGAGCCACUGCAGUUGUCCAGGCAGCGUACUGCAAGCCAAGAAAGGAGAAGGUGGCCAUAAAACGCAUUAACCUGGAAAAGUGUCAAACUAGCAUGGAUGAGCUCCUGAAAGAGAUCCAGGCCAUGAGCCAGUGCCACCACCCAAACAUUGUGUCUUACUAUACCUCCUUUGUGGUGAAGGAUGAACUGUGGCUGGUGAUGAAGCUUCUCAGUGGUGGCUCAGUGUUGGACGUAAUCAAGCAUGUGAUCUCUUGUGGCGAGCACAAGACCGGAGUGUUAGAUGAGGCCAGCAUCGCCACCAUCCUGAAAGAAGUCCUGGAGGGACUGGAGUAUCUUCACAAAAAUGGGCAGAUUCAUCGGGAUCUAAAAGCUGGAAAUAUCCUUCUUGGUGAAGAUGGCUCAGUGCAAAUUGCAGACUUUGGAGUGAGUGCCUUUCUAGCAGCAGGAGGAGACAUGACUAGGAACAAAGUUCGGAAGACCUUUGUGGGGACACCGUGCUGGAUGGCCCCUGAGGUCAUGGAGCAGGUCCGUGGCUAUGACUUCAAAGCUGACAUUUGGAGUUUUGGGAUAACAGCCAUUGAACUGGCCACUGGGGCUGCACCAUAUCACAAAUACCCACCGAUGAAGGUGCUGAUGCUGACUUUACAGAAUGACCCUCCCUGUCUGGAGACGGGCAUCACAGACAAGGAAAUGGUGAAAAAAUAUGGCAAGUCCUUCAGGAAGAUGAUCUCUCUGUGUUUACAGAAAGACCCAGAAAAAAGGCCAACUGCAGCUGAGUUGCUGAAGCAUAAAUUCUUCACAAAAGCUAAAAACAACGAGUACUUGCAGGAGAGGAUCCUACUUAAAGGUCCAACAAUAUCAGAGCGAUCUAAAAAGGUGCGCCGUGUGCCCGGCUCGAGUGGUCGUCUCCACAAAACGGAGGAUGGCGGUUGGGAGUGGAGCGACGAUGAGCUGGAUGAGGAGAGUGAGGAGGGUAAAGCUGCUGUGGCAGCUCUGCGGUCACCCAGAGUGAAGGACGGGUCUCAGAAUAUGGAGCUUUUCCCACCACCAGAUGGCUCCACAGGGCAUCUGCAGCCACCUGGUGUGGCACAUGAGAGCCCUGCUAAUGUGGGCCAGGCAGGAGAGAGUGCUCCACCACAGGCUCCAAGUCAAACAGCGAGCCCUUCACAUGCACCUGCUGCACAGGAUUCAGCUGCAGCCAAUACGAGCGUCCCCAUCAGCCUCGUCCUGAGACUGAGGAAUUCCAAGAAGGAACUCAAUGACAUCCGAUUUGAGUUCAUGUACGGCAGAGAUUCUGCCGAUGGAGUUUCUCAGGAGUUGGUCUCAGCAGGUCUGGUGGAUGGGAGGGACUUAGUCAUUGUUGCCGCCAAUUUGCAGAAGAUUGUUGAUGAUCCUCAGAGUAACAAAAAUGUGACUUUUAAAUUGGCAUCUGGUGUGGAGGAGUCUGAAAUUCCGGAUGAUGUUAAACUCAUUGGAUUUGCGCAGCUCAGCAUCAGUUAAGUCAAGCAAAGCCAGCAACAAAGGACAGAAACUAAUGGCAUUGCACAGCUGCAUUGUAGUCAAUUUCAAGAAACCACUACUGCCAAAGAAAGGAGGAUGAGGAGGAGGAGGAAGAGGAAGAGACGUGAAGCUGGCAGGAGUGUGACACUACUGCAGGAUGCAUGAGGACCAUGUUGAGAAGAGGCUCAGUUCAUCACAGGAAUCACACUUGAAACAUUUACAGUGCGCUUAUACAGUAAAUGGAGGAAGAGAUGCAAUCAGUUAUUUCAACUACUUCCUAAUUUCUUUUUCUUUUUUUUUCCUCCUUCAUACAUAAGCACAAUCCAAACCAUCUCUCGCCAGUACUGGAGAUGAUUGCCUUUUUGUUUGUCUUUUAAAUCAAACGUGCCACAAAACUCAGUGUCGUGCCAUCUUUAUAUGGCACCUUAUGCUACACUGAAAUUGAAAAGUGUAAAUUUAGCCUUAGUCGAAUCAUAGCUUUUACCAGUGCGUUUGGUAAAAAACCGAAUCCACCUGUGAUUAUCAGGUGUACUCCGUGUACGCCUAUCAAAGAAAUUUAAGAAAAUCUCCCGUACCCUUGAUACAAAUAACUUAGAAACACACUGUAGCACCGUUUUAGUUUUGUAAUUCUGUAAAUUCAGAUGAAUUAUUUACUUUAAAUAUGACAAUAAUAAUAAUAAUAAUAAUAAUUACCAGAUUUCUGUAUAAGACAACUCAAGGCGUGUGUUUUGGUGGUUUUGUCAAAACAGAACCAAAGCAUUUAGGCUCGGAGUACACUGCUGAGAUCAUUCAGAUAUACACAAAUCAACUGUAACUGUCCCAUAACUGCAGUUACGGCCCUUUGUCCAAUGGGGUUUUCCCAUAGUAUUUAAAAACAAGAUUAUUUUCACAGAUUGAGACCUGCCUGAUAUUCUUGUACUAUGCAAUAGGUAUUUUCUUUUCACGAUUUGUGACCACUGGGUGCUGGUGAUAUUUCUCUUGGGUUGAAUAAAACUACUUUUGUGCUUGAGCCUUGCCAGGAGUUCAUGGAAGUCAACCAGCCAAACAGGCAGCUUCAGGAGCCUGCAGUGAGAAUUUACUUACAUUUUCGCUAGCAGCCUGCAAAGUCAAAAGAUAAUACAUCAACAAACAACAAAUACGGGUAACAGCUGUUGUCUUCAAUGUACCCUUACAAGAGGCCAUUUUGCCAGUUUACUAAUUAUUGAUCCAACAGCUAGGAAUAAUCCUGAAUGCUGGCAAUGAGUGUCGAACCCGGGGCUGCUCGCAUUACAGGCUGACUGUUGAUCAACUUCUGUGACCAGGGCUGCAAGCUCAAAAGCUGAAAAUGUUCUACCCAGUUGAAAUAAAGUUUAAAGGGGCAGUUCAUCCAAAUUGCUAAAUAAUUUCAGUUGUAAUAAAAUAGAUCACGUCACUUGCGUCUCGUUGUAUUUAGCCAUGCAGACAAUUUUGCUUUUAUUUGCUGUGUUUUUGAGAUGAAUGCACAGAAUGAUAGAAUGGAGGUGAAAGCACCACCACAUUGAUCCAUACUGAAAUAACUCUAUACUAUUGUAAUAUAUAUAUAUAUAUAUUCAUGGUCCCUAAAGGAUGAGUUCUGCUGACUUUGGUAACUCACAUUUUCUAUAGAACAAAAUUUCACUUUGUCCAGUACUCGAUGGUUUAUGACCAAAUACCUGCAAUUCUGAUGACAUUCCCAUCAGCCUUAGCCAUACUUUGUGUUUAGCACUAAUUAGCAGUGUUAGCAUGUUAACACGCUAAUGCUGACGUUUGCUCAAUUGACAUUCACUCAGGGCUGCUAAACUAGACUCAGGAAGGAGCAGCAGGAAUCUUGAGAUGGAUUUCCCAGCAAAUGAAAGCAAAACUAUCUACAUGUCUCUGUCAGGAGAGGUAAAUUUUAAAUACGUUGGCUGAAGUAACCCUUUAAACUUCUCCAGGGGCCAGUUAUUACUCUAUUUUUUUUUUUUUUUUUUUUGUCACCAGGCAAGUUGUUUUGACAGUACUGUACUCUGUUCGCUUUCUAAACACUCACCAAUGAAUCACUGUCAUCACUCCCAGUGUAGCUGUAUGGCUGUUUUGUACCACGCGCAAAGGGCUGUGGAAUAGCUCCUAGUUCAGGUACUGAUGUAAAUGGUGUAUGUAAAGAUGUUGUAAAUGUACGUAUGAUGGCAACUCCAUGCACUGUCACACGAACAUCAUGAGGUUUGUAUGUAAUGAUGUAGAUGCAUUGUCUGUUUAAGUGCACAUGUCAGAUGAAAGGAACAUUUUGCUUGUAAAUAUCGAUUAAGGCGUACAGGUUGAGACUCAACGUGUUCAGUAAACAGAGUUGAAUUUGUUUUGUAGUGUUUCCCAUUGUUGGCCUUUGUCAGAGCAUCACUAAUCAUGCACAAGUUAUGUCUUCAAUUGGCACCUUAUUGAUCUGUUAACAUGCGUGUUUUUGGAAUUACAUGGGGCUUUUAAUCACACACUCUGUGCUUUGAUGUCAUGGUAUGCAUUUUUUUCUCACUGACACCUGUCCAAGGAAAUUGAUGAAAUCUCAUUUUAAUAAGAUGGACAGCACAGGUUACAUUUAUCUCUCCCUCAUUGUGUGUGUGUGUGUGUGUGUGUGUGUAUGUGUGCGUGUGAUAAUUUGGUGAUAAAAUGAUUGAAUAUCAGAGGCUUUGAGCUCAUCGUCACUUAGAUUUUCUAAAUUUCUCUACGUUUUAUUGUUUACUCCAAACCCAUUCAUUCUGCCUCCUUACGGGGGUCAUCGAAUGAUUAGUAUUAAUCAUUUGAUUGACAAGUAUCUUUUUUUUUUUUUUUACAGAUCAUUACAUAUAUUUUUAAAAUAUGAUUAAUUAUAAAAUGUGUACACCAACAAAUGCAUAAUUCAAAGUGGAAUAUUUGUGAUAACAUACAAAAGAGAUACCUUGGCAUAUAUAGAUUCUUGAAAAAUGUCAACACAUGCUGAUGAUUUUUAGCAGCUGAAUAAAAUCACAUGAUGGAAUUCAA
Scatophagus argus is the source of this 4721-nucleotide messenger RNA. Its product is annotated as serine/threonine-protein kinase OSR1-like. The record is from RefSeq and is a predicted model, not a curated record. Lineage: Eukaryota; Metazoa; Chordata; Actinopteri; Scatophagidae. Bases 162 to 1736 code for a protein of 524 amino acids. Gene Ontology annotation, molecular function: protein serine/threonine kinase activity; ATP binding. The transcript has 17 exons. Gene Ontology annotation, biological process: protein phosphorylation.